Micropterus salmoides (largemouth bass) is the source of this 797-nucleotide messenger RNA. RefSeq names its product thioredoxin 2 (gene txn2). Gene Ontology annotation, biological process: cell redox homeostasis. The record is from RefSeq and is a predicted model, not a curated record. The coding region runs from base 43 to 648 and encodes 201 amino acids. NCBI's taxonomy places the organism in Eukaryota, Metazoa, Chordata, Actinopteri, Centrarchiformes, Centrarchidae. Gene Ontology annotation, cellular component: mitochondrion. The transcript has 4 exons. Gene Ontology annotation, molecular function: protein-disulfide reductase activity.
AAAAGCAGCAAGGUAAAUACGGGCAACGCUUUAAAUUCAUCUAUGCAGCGUGAGAUAUCUGGGAAUGUGCUGCCCAAACUGUUCGGUUUCAGUGUCUGUGUGUUUCACAACGAGAGGAGGCGAUGGCGGAUGGCUCACAGGCUGCUAGUACGUAGAAUUUGGACGUUCUCUGCGAAAGACAUCCGCUGCCUCCCAUCAUCCCCUGCCAUCGCCGCCACCUCUUCUUUCUCCACCUCCCUACAGUCCGCCACGACCCGGGUCUCCUUCCUCUCUCCGUCACGCACCCUACCUCGCUGCCUUCCUCACGCCUCCCGCCGGGAAGUCUCUUUCAAUGUUCAGGACCACGAUGACUUCACAGACCGGGUCAUCAAAAGCGAACUGCCCGUGCUGGUUGACUUCCACGCACAGUGGUGUGGUCCCUGCAAGAUCCUUGGGCCAAGGUUGGAGAAGGCUGUUGCAAAACAGAAAGGCCGUGUUGCCAUGGCAAAAGUUGACAUAGACGAUCACACAGACCUGGCAAUCGAAUACGGGGUGUCUGCAGUUCCGACAGUAAUCGCCAUCCGGGGAGGUGACGUUGUUGACCACUUUGUGGGGAUCAAAGAUGAUGAUGCGCUGGACUCCUUUGUCAGCAAGAUCAUUGGACAAUAAACCAGCUUGCCCUGUCCUGCCAUUCACUACCAUUAUGGCGCUGUUUUGUAUGAUUCUGGUAGCUGCCAUGUUGAGCCUGUUGAGCAACAAAACCAUGCCACAAUGCCAGCUGGCAAACUCUCAAAUGCUCACACCCAUCCCGAGACACU